This is a messenger RNA of Lagopus muta (rock ptarmigan), 2309 nucleotides long. RefSeq lists its product as uncharacterized. The coding region runs from base 252 to 2015 and encodes 587 amino acids. The record is from RefSeq and is a predicted model, not a curated record. Gene Ontology annotation, cellular component: nucleus. Lineage: Eukaryota; Metazoa; Chordata; Aves; Galliformes; Phasianidae. The transcript is spliced from 4 exons.
GGCCGAGGCGCGCAGCCCCGCGCCGCGCCGCGCCGCGCCGCUCGGAGGCGGAGGAAAUGAAGGCGAGUUCCGCCGAGGCGGGAGCCAUUACCCGCCGCCAGCGGAGCUGAGCCCGCCGAGCCCGGCUCCGCCGCUCCCCCCGCCGCUCCCGGCCCGGCACAGGUGCCGGGGCGAGGGGAUGAGGUGCCCCCCUGCCGCGUGGUGUGCCGAAGCGGCUCUUUAGAUCCUCCCCAGCCCAAGCCUCCCCUGCCAUGGAUGCCUCGGGGGCCGUUGCUUCGGCUCCCUCCUCCGCGGCUCCCUCGGGCUCCCGCAGCCCCAUGUUUCCCCCAGGAGCUGACAGAGAGGAGUGGGGACCGAGGUUCAAUUGUGCCCCUUCCACCUCUGCCGCAGCCUCGCAGGCGAUGCCAGCGUCUGGCCGGAAGAGGAAGGCCAACUUCUCCAAUGACGAGACCGAGACGUUGGUCUGGAAUGUGGUCCGGCAUUUCAGCGCCCUGUAUGGGUCAGAAGCCCUUCGGGCUCACCCUGUGCGGCGGAAGCAGCUCUGGACCCAAAUCCAAAGCCGUGUCAACUUCCUGGGCUACACCGAGCGCUCCAUCGACGACCUCAAGCACAAGUGGCGCGACCUGCGGUUGGACGUCAAGAAGAAGAUCACCUCCAAGAAGCACCUGCCCAUGAACCGCGCCGGCGGGCCGCUCCACAAGCCGCGCCUCACGCCCCUGGAGAAGAUGGUGGCUUCCACCUUCUUGCAGGCCAGUCACGACUCGGAGCCCGAAAUCAUCCUGGAUCCAGAUCUGUUCUUCCCCGGUGCAUCCAAGCAGUCCUUCAUGCACCUGCAGCCCGGCGUGAGCCACCCCAGCAUUUACAUUGACACCAACGGGCAGCCCUCCUCCCUGCCCGACGUGGAGGGCUCCGCUGCGCCCCGGCUGGCGGUGCAGAGCCCCGACCCCUCGGUCAUCUGCGAGUACAGCCGAGGGGAAGGGCAGAGCAGCUCGGCCGAGUCGGGAGCGGAGCUGCGGACUCCGGACAUGACAGCCAUAUCCCCAUCCCUGCGCAACGAGUCCCUGGUGUCCUACGCGUCCAUGUCGGAGGAGGAGGAACGGGAAGGCCGGGAGGUGGAGAGGGGCCACGGCGGGGCGGCGGGGCUGCAGCCCGGACCCGAGGCCCCGAUGUCAGCAGAGGAGGACAUGAAACUGUCCCGCCAGGCCAUGCUGAUCCGCCGCUGCAGCUCCCAGGGCUCCGUCACCUCCCUGCCCGAGGACCCUCUCAACCCCGCGGACGCUCACUCGGACUGGGGCCACGACGGUGCGUCCGAGCUGCCCGCCCUGGGCCGCGCGGUCGACUCCUCGCACCCCGAGGAGCAGGCGGGGGGCUCGGGCCCGGAGGCGGGCUCUUUGCCCAGGGUACUGAUGGGGCCCGCCUGGGAGAAGCCCCCCGACGAGGAUCCCCCGGCUCGCUCCCCGCUGCACGGCGGCGCCCUGACCGAGGAGUCGCUGCCCUCCUCCGCCUCUCCCCCAGGCGACGCCCCGGCCGCCCCCGGCCGCGGCCCGGGCUGCUCCCGCCUGCGGGAGGAGCGCCGGGACAGCUGGAGGACUAACAUCCAUCACCUGCUGGACCUGGAGGAGCAGUGGGACCAGCUGUACCACCAGGAGCUGGCCAUGUGGCAGGAGGAGCGAGCCACGCAGCGCGAGGAGCGCGCCCGGGACCGCGAGCUGCAGUUCCGCCUGCUGGGCGUCCUGACGGACAUCCGCGACGAGCUGCGCUACCUGCGCCAGGAGCGGGCCGGCGCCCGCCAGAGCCAGGGGCCGCCUCCGGAGCCCCGGCCGGAGCCCGGCCCGCUCCUCGAGCAGCCCAAAGCCGAGCCCGGCUUCCCCGAGCCGCAGGCGGCGAACGCCGGCUGGGCGGAGACCGCCGCGCCCGGCCGCGGCCCCUUCGGUAACCGGGGCCGCGGCCGUCGCAGGGGCCGACCGCGCGGCUCAGCCUCCAGACACAGACGGCUGUUCCUCGCCAACAGCUAGGGCGGGAGGGUGCCGUCCCGCGAAGGACGUGGUGUGCGUACAGCCCUGCCCGGAGCCGCGGCCGCGCGUUGCUCGCGGGGGCCGGGAGGAGGUCGGUGCCCGCCGUGCCGGCACGAAGGUACGGGGCUGCGGGCGGCCGGCACCGUGCGCGCCUGCCCGCGUGCCCGCGUGUGCGAGCCCAGGCUGGGGGUGCAGCGUCGCACACGCGAGGUUCGUGCGCGCGCCGUGCCGAUGGGGCGCGCGUGCGACGGCGCAUAGUGGAGUAGGAUUUUACUACCUUGGGGGGGGUGGGGA